Messenger RNA from Equus caballus (horse), 3268 nucleotides. It is a transcript of the gene TRAF7, whose product is annotated as TNF receptor associated factor 7. Gene Ontology annotation, molecular function: zinc ion binding; protein binding. NCBI's taxonomy places the organism in Eukaryota, Metazoa, Chordata, Mammalia, Perissodactyla, Equidae. The record is from RefSeq and is a predicted model, not a curated record.
CUAGGCAGUCAGCAAACCCUGGGGCCUGGGAGCCCUGUGGAUGUGGGUGGACAAAGACCACUGGGUCUUGACCCCAGGCUCACGCAAGGCAAACGAGGGCUGCAGGGGGCUGCUCCUGCACUGACCCUGAGCACCCUUGGGUCCCCCUCUCUCACCAAGGCGCACAGCCCCAGUUUCAUUAGGACCUGGUGUUUGUCUUUUCUCUAUAAGGGAUAGAGUCCUGGGUCUCUCCCCUGGGCUCUGCAGGGGAACAGGCAGGGUGGGGGCCCUGAGGAUCUGAGGGGAAAGCCCUUUCUCUCCCUCCCCCAGCCCAGGGCUCCCUAGCCCACAGCCUAGGGCUUUUCCCAGACAGAGAUUCUUGCUCUAGUUGGGAACUUCCCCUCUGCCUGACAGCCUCAGGCUGACUUGGGGGGGUGGGGAAGAGGCCUACCCCCUGGGGGGCAAGGGCACACCCCAGGACAGCUGGGCCCAGCCUCUCUGUCCCCAAGCCAGUGGGGGUACUGAGCUGCGCUGUUGUGUUUCCGGGAUUUUGGCCCGAGGCUACUGGGGAAGACUGUUAUUGCAAAAUGCAGUCCCUGGGGGACCGGGCUGAGGGCGGGCUGAGGGCAUCUUGCUCAAUUCCGAGAUGCUUAGGAUGCGGUCGUGCGGUCGCUGUGUUCCGGGUGGGGUAUACAGAUGGGGGGCGCUGGCUUGCAGCCCGGGUCCAGCCCUCCCCGGAUCCCUGUCUGGGGCUACAAGCCAGCAAACCCGUGUGAACUGGGAAACGGUUCCCUCCCUCCUUCUCUCGCUCAGCCAGUCUUGUACGGCUCUCACGGCUCUUGUGGUCCGUGGAUCGCUGCGGGCCUGGCUGCGAUUGGCCAUCCGGGACUUUCCGGGCGAUUUGCAUGUUGCCCGGCGAGUCUGCAUGCCUUUCUGUUUACUUCACCUCAGCGCGAGGGACAGCCGGACGCCUGCACUCCCAGACUGCAGCGCCAGGCUCUUGGGGCUGGCUGGCUGGCCACGGUCUUGGUCCUGGGGGGAAGUGCCUGCUGGGGUCCCGGGUGCUGCUCGCUGGAGCCAGCAGCUGGCCUCUGGGCCCUGGGAGCUCGCAGUGGAGGAAGCAGAUGGACUGUGAAAUCCAGACCAGAAUGGAAACGACCUUUGGGCCUGCCUUUUCGGCUGUCACCACCAUCACGAAAGCCCCCCAUCAGCACUCCACUCCGCUCCGACUCUGCCAUCUCCGUCCGCUCCCUGCACUCCGAGUCCAGCAUGUCCCUGCGCUCCACAUUCUCACUGCCCGAGGAGGAAGAGGAGCCGGAGCCACUGGUGUUUGCCGAGCAGCCCUCGGUGAAGCUCUGCUGCCAGCUCUGCUGCAGUGUGUUCAAGGACCCUGUGAUCACCACGUGCGGGCACACGUUCUGUCGAAGAUGCGCCUUGAAGUCAGAGAAGUGUCCUGUGGACAACGCCAAGCUGACCGUGGUGGUGAACAACAUCGCGGUGGCUGAGCAGAUCGGGGAGCUCUUCAUCCACUGCAGGCACGGCUGUCGGGUGGCAGGGGGCGGGAAGCCCACCGUCUUCGAGGUGGACCCCCGAGGUUGCCCCUUCACCAUCAAGCUCAGUGCCCGGAAGGAGCAUGAGGGCAGCUGUGACUACAGGCCUGUGCGGUGCCCCAACAACCCCAGCUGCCCACCCCUCCUCAAGAUGAACCUGGAAGCCCACCUCAAGGAGUGCGAGCACAUCAAGUGUCCCCACUCCAAGUACGGGUGCACGUUCAUUGGCAACCAGGACACGUAUGAGACACACCUGGAGACCUGCCGCUUCGAGGGCCUGAAGGAGUUUCUGCAGCAGACGGACGACCGCUUCCACGAGAUGCAUGUGGCCUUGGCCCAGAAGGACCAGGAGAUCGCCUUCUUACGCUCCAUGCUGGGCAAGCUCUCUGAGAAGAUUGACCAGCUGGAGAAGAGUCUGGAGCUUAAGUUUGACGUCCUGGAUGAAAACCAGAGCAAGCUCAGUGAGGACCUCAUGGAGUUCCGGAGGGACGCGUCCAUGUUGAACGACGAACUGUCCCACAUCAAUGCACGGCUGAACACGGGCAUCCUAGGAUCCUAUGACCCGCAGCAGAUCUUCAAGUGCAAAGGAACUUUCGUGGGCCACCAGGGCCCCGUCUGGUGUCUCUGCGUCUACUCCAUGGGGGACCUCCUCUUCAGCGGCUCCUCUGACAAGACCAUCAAAGUGUGGGACACGUGUACCACCUACAAGUGCCAGAAGACACUGGAGGGCCAUGACGGCAUUGUGCUGGCGCUCUGCAUCCAGGGGUGCAAGUUGUACAGCGGCUCAGCAGACUGCACCAUCAUUGUGUGGGACAUCCAGAACCUGCAGAAGGUGAACACGAUCCGGGCCCACGACAACCCGGUGUGCACGCUGGUCUCCUCACACAACAUGCUCUUCAGUGGCUCCCUGAAGGCCAUCAAGGUCUGGGACAUCGUGGGCACUGAGCUGAAGCUGAAGAAGGAGCUCACGGGCCUCAACCACUGGGUGCGGGCCCUGGUGGCCGCCCAGAGCUACCUGUACAGCGGCUCCUACCAGACAAUCAAGAUUUGGGACAUCCGGACCCUCGACUGUAUCCACGUCCUGCAGACGUCUGGUGGCAGCGUCUACUCUAUCGCCGUGACGAAUCACCACAUUGUCUGUGGCACCUACGAGAACCUCAUCCACGUGUGGGACAUUGAGUCCAAGGAGCAGGUGCGGACCCUGACAGGCCACGUAGGCACCGUGUAUGCCCUGGCCGUCAUCUCGACACCAGACCAGACCAAAGUCUUCAGUGCAUCCUAUGACCGAUCCCUCAGGGUCUGGAGUAUGGACAACAUGAUCUGCACGCAGACCCUUCUGCGUCACCAGGGCAGUGUGACUGCGCUGGCUGUGUCCCGGGGCCGGCUCUUCUCAGGGGCUGUGGACAGCACUGUGAAGGUUUGGACUUGCUGACACGUGCAUGCGGGUCUUGGCUUCCGCUGGGCCCGCCCUAGGCCUGUCCACGCCAGGCUGGCCACACGGGUGGCCUCGGGCUCUCUGCCUGCCCUGCGCCUAGUCAGCCUCCCUCUGGCCCCAUCACUGUCCCUACCAGGAUAGCGCCCAGCCCCUCUCUGGGUGCCAGGUACGAAGCUCGCCCGGCCCACCUCAAUUCACACUCCAGACGGACUGCAGGCCUUUUUACUCACCUUUUCUACUGUUUUUAGACUGUAUAUAGAUUUGAUUACUUCCUGAUUGAAAUAAAAGCUGCACAGACUGUGAA